AUGUCUUGCCUAUUCUUUCUCUGUUUCUUUCAUUUUUCUUUCUUUUUCUUUCUUUUUUCUUUCUUUUUUCUUUCUAUCUUUUUCUUUCUUUCUUUCUUUCUUUCUUUCUAUCUUUGUCAUUCAUUAUUUCUUUAUCUUUCUAUAUUUUUCUUCUUUCUUUCUUUCUAUCUUUCUUUCUUUCUUUUUCUCUCUCUCAUUUCUUUCUUCUAUCUUUUUCUUUCUUUCUUUUUUCUUUCUUUUUCUUUCUUUCUUUCUUUUUUCUUUCUUUCUAUCUUUUUCAUUCAUUAUUUCUUUUUCUUUCUAUAUUUUACUUUUUUCUUUCUAUCUUUCUUUCUUUCUUUUUCUCUCUCUCAUUUCUUUUGGUUUGAAGCUAUUCUUUCUCUCUUUCUUUCAUUUUUCUUUCAUUUUUCUUUCUUUCUUUCUUUUUCUUUCUUUUUUCUUUCUUUCUUUUUUCUUUCUUUCUUUUUCUUUCUUUCUAUCUUUUUCAUUCAUUAUUUCUUUUUCUUUCUAUAUUUUUCUUCUUUCUUUCUUUCUUUCUUUCUUUCUUUCUUUCUUUCUUUCUUUCUGUCGUUUUAA
Acanthosepion pharaonis is the source of this 576-nucleotide messenger RNA. The record is from the annotation of a GenBank genome assembly. Lineage: Eukaryota; Metazoa; Mollusca; Cephalopoda; Sepiida; Sepiidae.